AUGCCCCAACGUCUCGAGAGGCCCCACAGUCUCGCGCUCAUCCCAUGUAAGUACUUCAUCAGCCCAGGAGGCCCCUUGUGUGCACCUACACCAACCACCGUGCCACGUGCCCCUCUCCUUCAACAAGGGAUGUGGGCCGGCUUCUCUCUGCCCAACACCACUCUAGUACACCCCACAGCCGCCCAAUGCUGUCCUCGCUCACCUUUGACGCCCCUCAAUGCCCCACACUCCGACCGUGCCAUGUGCCCCUCCCCUUCAACAAGGGAUGUGGGCCAUGUUAUCUAUGUCUGUGGCCGCCCACGUCCCUGCCACUGCUCCCUCACAGGACCCUGCAGCCUCCUGACGUCGCCCUCGCUCGCCUUCGACACCCCACGACACGACCUACCGAUCCCAUGUGCCCCAUCCCUUCCGAAAGGGAUGUAG
Molecule: messenger RNA, 423 nt
Organism: Cyclocybe aegerita
Lineage: Eukaryota; Fungi; Basidiomycota; Agaricomycetes; Agaricales; Hemipholiotaceae
Source: the annotation of a GenBank genome assembly